CACUCAUUCAUGUGCUCACUUUCGGCUUUUCGAUUUAGUAAAUUCCUGAUUUAGGAAAUUUUUAUUUUCACUCUGGUCUUGUUAAAAACACUAAAAUUGCUUCCUGUAAAGGCAAGCAAUUUUACAGUGUUCGAUUCAUGUAAAACUGUUUCAAUUUUGCGACAGAACAGAACGUCUCGAGCUUCCUGAUUGUUUUUGACGGUAUGGGUUCGAUAAUAGUUCCCAGAUCGUUACGACGAGCAUUUUUAUUUCCUGGUGGAAGAAAGCCAUGUAACAUUUUUGGGACGUGUCAAAAAAGUGUAAAAUACUAUUCAGAUAUUGCAACUAAGCCGGACACUGUCAGCGAUAAUUCGGCGAUAGGUGAAAGAAAACUGGACCCUUUCGGUAUUGAAGAUAUCAGUGAUAACAACUCCAACCUUCUGGUACAAGGAUUUUAUGAACGGAAUUUGGACGACAAUAAGCCCAAAGACGUCCAAACGCCCAAAGAUACAGCGUCAGAAAAAACAGACUCUCCUAAUGCAAAAAAAUAUGAAGGCUGGCUUCAUGCACGAGCAGUGGCCAAUGUCCGUGAGAAAACGUUGUUAGGUGCGGAAACCUUUAGGAUUUCGUCUUUUGGAGGUACAAUGCGGCUGGACUCUGAUAAUAUUGUCGAAGAACACGGUCAAUUUGAUGAGCACGUUAAUGCACAAAGAUCUCAGAGUAACUUGGACAAACGACGACGAAGAGAAAAGGAAAAUUACGGUCCAGAUCCUAAAUCAAUGCUGGCAGGAGAUUUCGUAAAGAAAUUUAAGCAAGAGACGAGUGAAGAAAUAAAAAAUAGCAAGAGACAAUCGGUCGUGAUCGACAAACCACAACGCCGUUCCGAGCUAAAACCUGAUUUACAAACCGAGCAAGAAAAAUUUGUCAAAGUAUGGGGCCCGGAUGGCAUAGAUUCCAACCAUGUUCCAAAAAUUUACCAAUUACCACUCUACAACAAAUUAACUCAGGACGAAAUGUGGAGGACUUUACUGAAACGGACCGUAAUAUUUCAAAAUGAAUACAUAUUUGCAAUCAACAAACCUUCCGGCGUUCCCAUUCAUAGCCCGUCGUUGGAUUGUCGUCAUUACAUUACGCAAUUUUUAAGUAGAUUCGCUAAACUGGCAAAUGUUGAAAAUAUUUUCCCCCUUCAUCGCCUCGAUAAGGAAACGUCGGGAGUUCUCCUGUUCGCCAAGGAUGCCCGAAUUGCCAAAUAUAUUACGGAAAAAUUCGGCCAGCGACAAAUUGAGAAGAAGUAUCUAGCAGUGACCAAGAGCUGUCCACAAGUUGAAGACGGAACUAUCAAUAUACCUAUAGGCCAAGGGAAAAUUGGUCCAACAACGAAAUAUCGGUCCGUCCUGAAACCUGAUUUAAGAGAAUAUGAUAUCCACACAAAACAGAAACAAUGCCGAGAAGCAAUUACACAUUUUAAAGUCUUAAACUCAAUUAAAGAAGCGGCCUUUGUGGAAGUCAGGAUUGAAACUGGCGUCCAACAUCAAAUUCGAAUCCACUUUGGACUUGGGCUGGGCUGUCCUAUUAUUGGAGAUCAUAAAUAUUCUCACCGAGAUAGAAUGGCUCCUCAACGCUUACAUCCGCACCUCCUCCACAUGAUUAAAGUUAGACAGAGUAAAGUUAGAGAGCUACCGUUGCACUUGCACUGUAACUCAAUCUCGUUUGCACUUCCGGAUGGUGCGUCGGAUAGUUCGGAACCGGUUUAUGUGCACGCUCACGUCCCCGCAUUUUUCAACCAUACCCUUCGAGCGAUAGGUUUAAAGAAGUAAUAAUUGAGUGUUAUAUAUUUAUUAUUUGUUUAGCAUUUGAUAUUGUAGCAGAUAUUUGAUCUUGACCUUGAUUAAUUACUUUUGUUAUGACUAAUUUGUAUAGGAUCUCUGAAUAAAUUCAAGUCAUGCACAUUUAA
Molecule: messenger RNA, 1933 nt
Organism: Folsomia candida
Lineage: Eukaryota; Metazoa; Arthropoda; Collembola; Entomobryomorpha; Isotomidae
Product: mitochondrial RNA pseudouridine synthase Rpusd4
Exons: 5
Coding region: 204-1796 (530 amino acids)
Biological process (GO): pseudouridine synthesis
Molecular function (GO): pseudouridine synthase activity; RNA binding
Source: RefSeq, a predicted model, not a curated record